Danio rerio (zebrafish) is the source of this 2088-nucleotide messenger RNA. RefSeq names its product CTD (carboxy-terminal domain, RNA polymerase II, polypeptide A) small phosphatase 2 (gene ctdsp2). Gene Ontology annotation, cellular component: TIM23 mitochondrial import inner membrane translocase complex; membrane; mitochondrial inner membrane. The record is from RefSeq and is marked provisional. Gene Ontology annotation, biological process: regulation of transcription by RNA polymerase II. Gene Ontology annotation, molecular function: RNA polymerase II CTD heptapeptide repeat phosphatase activity; phosphatase activity; protein serine/threonine phosphatase activity. Lineage: Eukaryota; Metazoa; Chordata; Actinopteri; Cypriniformes; Danionidae.
CUAGACUAGAGGGGGCUAUGGAUAAAUAUACAAGCGAUAAAGUAAACCGAGACGCGAAGCCUAGAAAAUAGCAGAUAAGAAAAAACACAACAAAGUGUCAUGCCCCUCCCAUGUGGAAGAGAAUAGAAGGCGGGAAUAAAUAAAUAUCAAAAUAAUUUGUCGCUGUAGGUUUGAGAUUGUUUGCGCCAACGGAAAUUAUUCAUUUCAAGCCUCGCUAGCUUUUAAUGCCACUAAAUGCGGACCGACUGUUUGUCGCUGGAAAAGGUUGGUUGGACGUUGAGGGCUGUGCGUUUGUUAGAUGGAAAGUUCUAUCAUCACUCAAGUGCAGAGAGAGGAUACUCGGUUGUCUUCGAAAACAGAUCAGGUGAAUAAAAGUUCGCCUCAGAAACCUGGGAGUCGGAAUAUCUUCAAAAAGCUCAUCUGUUGCCUUCGAGCUCAAGAUGCCCAGCUGCCAACUUCACCUACCCAUGAUGCCUUGCUAGAGCCUGAGGACAAUGGGACCUUUGCCAAAAUACCAGGCGAGAGUCUGCUGCCAGCAGUGACCUCUCACGACCAGGGGAAGAUCUGUGUGGUCAUAGAUCUGGAUGAAACACUGGUGCACAGCUCCUUUAAGCCAAUAAGCAAUGCAGAUUUCAUUGUGCCUGUGGAGAUUGAGGGGACCACACACCAGGUGUAUGUGUUGAAGAGGCCGUACGUGGAUGAGUUUCUCCAGCGGAUGGGGGAACUGUUUGAAUGUGUUCUGUUCACUGCUAGCCUUGCUAAGUAUGCAGACCCUGUGACAGACCUGCUGGAUCAGUGCGGUGUGUUUCGGACGCGCCUCUUCCGUGAAUCUUGUGUCUUCUAUCAAGGCUGUUAUGUGAAAGACCUGAGUCGCCUUGGCCGUGAGCUCCACAAAACCCUGAUCCUGGACAACUCUCCUGCCUCCUACAUCUUCCACCCUGAGAACGCUGUUCCAGUACUGUCGUGGUUUGACGAUUCGGAGGACACCGAGCUGCUUCACCUCAUCCCAGUAUUUGAAGAGUUAAGCCAAGCUGAAGACGUCUACAGCAGACUCCAACAACUCAGGGCUCCAUAAUCCAUACGCUAAACCUCCAUGUUGAGUAGCACUGACUGCCAAUCAGACUCAAACAGCAACGCAAACGGUAAGCCAAGAGGAAAAAAAGAAACAGAGGCCAGAGCUUGCCUUUUGCAAUAACGAUUUACGAUUUUUAUAUUCCUUUUUUACUUUUCUAUUCAUUUUUUAAGUUUAUAAGGACAUGUGUUGGGAGAUUAAAACACUUGACAGGGUCUAAUCAAGUCCAGAAUGCGCAACAGUGAAGCUGAAGCCGCUGUAUUUUGUUACUCAGCUCCGCACAACUGACUUGAGGCCAGUCUCUCGCUCUCUCUAUGCAAGAUCUACCUGAACUCAACCUCACUUUUAUCAGCAUUUAUAAUCAUCUUCUUAGUGUAUUCCCAAUUCUAGCAAAGGCCAGAGAAAAUGAGAACUGGAUCACACGUCAUGCUAUGCAUUUUUUUUUUUCCAUAAAUGCAAAUGUGACACCAAGCACCCGUUCAUCCUUGAGUCUUAUUCAUUUAAGCAAGGCCUUGUUUACUUUUCUACGGUCACUGAGGUGACUAUCGUUUUUUAAAAACACUGUUAUAUGUGAAUUAUGACUACAUACAUACCUUGACACUUCCUGUAUUCAUCUUAAAGUGGCCUUAUCUCUGCUUCAAGUGUACUUGAUGGGAAGCAGAAUUAACACCACGGAAUGAACCAAAGAGAUUUAUCUAGUUCAGUCUCUCUGCUGUAUUUCUGCAGACAAUUUACUUGUGUGUUUUCUCAUCUUAUUUGUAUAUUUGGUCGAACUUGAAUUGAACUUGAAAUGUCCAUCUCUGAUGCAGAUCAGAUUCUCCAUCGUGUAUUAUUUAAAGACCAUCAUGUUUUUAUUAUGAGUUGUUUUUACUGUAGCACAAGCAUUUUAAAAAUGGCCAUGAUUUUUAUAGACACAACAAAGUGUUGCCUUUCUGUUCUAAAAUGUGCCCUGAUAAGGCCUGUGUUAUCAUAUUUUUGACUUUUGUAUUGAUGACAAUAAAUUUUUCUCUGUGCAA